ACCGUCCAACUACGCCUUAUCAUAUACAUAGAAUCUCUAUACAAUCCAUCCAGCGCUGAUACACAACUAGUAAGAGGAGGAAGGAUCCAAAUAAUUCAAGAAUGAUAUAGGAAUCGAAUGCAAUCAUGACACGAUUAAUAAUGAACCGGGCUAAACGGCGUAAUUAUACCCCGUAGCUUAUAAAUACUAUUAAAUAGGACUAAAAACGCGGCGGCUAAGCGGCGAAUUUGGAUAUUCAAUAGGUACCGUGGCUUCACGGAAGUUGUAUGAGCCUUGUUGUCACUAUUUAUCAGCUUUCUUUUUGUUGACAUCGAUGCCAUUUAUAUAAGUGUGGAAUCUAGCACUGCCGAUGAUGGAAUUUCUAAACAAUCUCGCAAGCUCAAGAACCACAGCAUCAGUAACGAAGGCACGAAGUUCCUCAUCAAAAAUUCACCAUGACAUCCUUCUACGACUUGACGAUCCCCGUCUUAACCAAGAUCCUCCAGACUGAGGUGGAGCUGCUCAAAGAAGCCGAGAAAUAUGCCAAGGAGAACGGCAAAUCCGUCGACGACCUUCUCAAAGCUCGACUGAGCCCGGACAUGUUUCCGGCGUCGACACAGGUCUCGAUCACGGCCAUGUUCACCAACAAGAUCCUCCAGAUACUAGUUGGCAAUAAAUUCGAGUGGAAUGUCCGGGAGCUCACGCUAGAAGAGUGCUAUGCUCUGAUCCAAGGUGCCCUUGCCGAUCUGGCGGCUGUCAAGCCCGAGGACCUGAACGGCCGAGAAGCUGAGAUCGUCGAGUUUCCCAUCGGCAAGAAAUUAUGCAAAGCCACGGCCGCAGAAUUUGUCCAACGACCCGUCGCAUCUCAGAUGUACUUCCACUUGAAUAUGCUGUACGCUAACCUGAGGAAGGAAGGCGUGCCGCUCGGCAAGCCGCUCUACCUGACGCACUUCAUUGACGGCUGGACGUUGCAUUAAUAACACGAGUCCUAUAUCGCCAAAACACUUGCGCGGGGUUUAUGUAUGAGGUUGGCUUCGGAAAAUGGAGAGGAAAAAAAAAGUUGUUGGCUUCGGUAGAGGGUAUGGGUCAUAGUUAGAGCUUCAAAUGAGACUCUUUGUUGACAUUCAAUGAAUAGAUAGCACUGGAGAAAUUCAUCCUCGAUUGAGAGAUGAGCUAAAGGACUACGUUUACACUUGCGCGAUGUUUGAUACUAGGUAGUUUUCUGAAAACAACAUCCGUAAUGAACUAGAUCCUGACAGAUAUUAUUCCAUAAGAGGGUGUGAUGUGGAUACUAGGUAGACAACAUUAGAGCGCUUGUUUGACAGGUAUGUUUUCUUCUAGGCUAAGGUACCCAGGUAAAUAGAGGUGACCAAUUACAGCGUUGAUAGUGCCGUUUAUAUUUUUCACUAGAU
Annulohypoxylon truncatum is the source of this 1391-nucleotide messenger RNA. RefSeq lists its product as uncharacterized. Bases 435 to 956 code for a protein of 173 amino acids. Lineage: Eukaryota; Fungi; Ascomycota; Sordariomycetes; Xylariales; Hypoxylaceae. The record is from RefSeq and is a predicted model, not a curated record. The transcript is spliced from 2 exons.